This is a messenger RNA of Siniperca chuatsi (mandarin fish), 1938 nucleotides long. It is a transcript of the gene prpf18, whose product is annotated as PRP18 pre-mRNA processing factor 18 homolog (yeast). Gene Ontology annotation, cellular component: U2-type post-spliceosomal complex; U4/U6 x U5 tri-snRNP complex; U5 snRNP. The coding region runs from base 114 to 1166 and encodes 350 amino acids. Gene Ontology annotation, biological process: RNA splicing; generation of catalytic spliceosome for second transesterification step. The record is from RefSeq and is a predicted model, not a curated record. The transcript has 11 exons. NCBI's taxonomy places the organism in Eukaryota, Metazoa, Chordata, Actinopteri, Centrarchiformes, Sinipercidae.
UGUUUGGGUAAACAUCCGGUUUAGGCGUUUAGGUUGUAGGGUUUUUUCAACAGUCCUGCAUUUGUGGUUAUUUGUUGAAAUAAACGAAUAACAACCACAAUUACUUUACUGAAAUGGAUAUACUGAAAGCUGAGAUCGCAAGGAAAAGGAAACUCAUCGAAGAUAAAGAGCUUGUUGACGGCUCCAAAAGAUUCUUCAAAAGGGCUGAUCUUGCACGCAAGGAACAAGAAGAGUACUUCAGAAAAUGUGGAUAUAAGGUUCAGAGAGAGACUCCUGAGAGCCAGGUUGAUAAAAAGGAAGAAGAUGAGCCAUCUACCUCAGCUAAUCCAGUGCUAGAACUGGAACUAACAGAAGAGAAGCUGCCAAUGACACUGUCACGGCAGGAAGUAAUUCGGCGGCUUAGAGAACGAGGGGAACCAAUCCGACUGUUUGGAGAGUCCGACUAUGAUGCCUUCCAGAGACUCAGGAAGAUUGAGAUUCUGACCCCAGAAGUAAACAAGGGCUUGAGGAAUGACUUGAAAGCAGCCAUGGACAAGAUUGACCAGCAGUACCUGAAUGAGAUUGUUGGAGGAACAGAGCCAGGAGAAAAGGACACACAGCACGACCUGAAAGUGCAUGAAGAAAACACCACUAUAGAAGAACUGGAGGCUCUUGGCAAAACCCUGGGAACAGGAGAUGAUGAUGGAGACCAGGAUGUUAUUGACAAGUUUUUGAGGUUUCUUCUUGGUGUUUGGGCCAAAGAUCUGAACAGCCGAGAGGACCACGUGAAGCGAAGUGUUCAGGGCAAGCUGGCCAGUGCAACCCACUCCCAGACUGAGUCUUACCUCAAACCUCUCUUCAGGAAGCUCAGGAAGAAGAGUUUACCAGCUGACAUCAAAGAGUCAAUCACAGACAUCAUUAAAUUCAUGUUGGAGAGAGAAUAUGUCAAGGCAAAUGAUGCCUAUCUGCAGAUGGCCAUUGGUAAUGCUCCCUGGCCUAUUGGUGUGACAAUGGUGGGUAUCCACGCCCGUACUGGGCGAGAAAAGAUCUUCUCCAAGCACGUGGCCCACGUUCUCAACGAUGAGACCCAGAGAAAAUACAUCCAGGGACUGAAGAGGUUAAUGACUAUGUGCCAGAAACACUUCACGACUGAUCCAUCAAAGUGUGUGGAGUACAAUGCUCUUUAACUUGUAAUGUUAGCUUAACUUAUCUCAAGGACUACACUGUCUUAUCUCAAGGCUGUCAUGUCCAUUGUUAUUACAAUUCAAAAUGGGAAUUUUUCACAGCAGCUCAAUUAUGGGUUCUGGCAUGACUGAAGUAUGGUUGUGACAAAAAUUUCUCAAAAUGUUGUAUAUCAAGGGCCUUCAAGUACAUGUUCACGUUGCGGGGGAUAACUGAGAAAAUGCAGAAUUUGAGUAAGACCUGUUGUAUACAGACAGAAUUGUGCUAAUUUACAAAUGUAAUAAACAUAUCUCAUAUUUAGCUGGAGAACACUGAACAACCCUAAAGUCUUAUUACACUUGUCGUUGUGAACUACUGGGACAACCGAUGCACCUGUCAUGCCAUUAAUAGUCACAAGUCUUCAGUCCUUCGUGAGAACAUGUUUGUUUAUGGAUGCUCUGAGGAGUCUUAACCAGGAAAUAAUUGCAGGAAAUAUUAAAAAGUGGACAGGUUUAACUUUGUUUACUGUUCAGAUAAUAUUGAAUUACACAAGUUUUUCAAAGAUUAAUUUAUAUGAUGUGGAAUGCAAAGUGUCAUUUGCCAAGGAAGAUCCUAGUGUAAAUUUUAUUACACCUGAGACAUUACAGUUCUGAACUCUUUAUUGACAUGCUAAAAUCAAUGCAGAUUCAAUUAUAUGCGCAUGUUUGAGUUUUCAUGUUUUUCAGCAGAUCAUUAAACCAAUCAGUGUGUCCCUGUAAUAUCCAAAAAAAUAAAUAAAUAAAGUGUUGUUUUAUUAUA